Ylistrum balloti is the source of this 2259-nucleotide messenger RNA. Its product is annotated as DNA oxidative demethylase ALKBH2-like. Gene Ontology annotation, biological process: DNA repair. NCBI's taxonomy places the organism in Eukaryota, Metazoa, Mollusca, Bivalvia, Pectinida, Pectinidae. Bases 41 to 808 code for a protein of 255 amino acids. The record is from RefSeq and is a predicted model, not a curated record. The transcript has 3 exons.
UACUUGGAGUUUCAUACACGUGCCCGGCGCUCACGGCGGAAUGGAUCGACCUAUUAAAAGACGGAAACUCCAAAAAGAUGAGGAAGAAGAUGGGUCAACAAAUCAAUCUGCUGGUACUUCAAAAGUAAACAAACAGGCGAACAGUAAUCCUGAUUCAGCUAUAUUCCAAACUGUAAAAUGGCGACAAUACACUGCUGAGAAUCUCGAUUGUAAAUACACUGUCCUUUACUCUAGAUCCGAAGCAGACGAUCUCAUUUUGGAAUGUGAAAAGUCUCUGAACUAUUUUACAGGGCAAAUGACACAAGUUCACGUGUUCGGAAAGUGGCACGAUAUACCACGAAAACAGACAGCCUAUGGUGAUGAUGGGUUGAAUUACAGUUACUCCGGAAAAUCUGUGGCUGCAUUGCCAUGGACACCUUUAUUGGAAAAUAUCCGGGCCCGGGUUUCCAAGGCAACUGGUUGGACAUUUAACUUCGUUCUGAUUAACAGAUACAAGGAUGGACGUGACCAUAUUGGAGAACACCGGGAUGAUGAACGGGAGCUUGUGCCCAAACAUCCUAUAGCGUCACUGUCGCUAGGACAACCACGAGACUUUGUCUUCAAGCAUGCGCAAUCGAGAGGGAAAAAUGCUACUCGCAAGAUUGCGCCUGUGACAAUUAACCUUGAACAUGGCAGCUUGUUAAUGAUGAAUUAUCCGACCAACACAUACUGGUAUCAUUCUCUUCCACAGCGGAAAUCUCUGUCGGGUCUCCGGAUCAACAUGACGUUUCGGAAAAUUGACCCUUCUAAAAUGACCCCUGUUACGUGAGCAGACUCGAUCAUCGUGAUUACGUCUUUCAUUCCGAUUUUGUUGGCUUUUGGUUUUUCUUUAUUAAGUUUUAUACAACAGCCAGGUAGGAUGGAGUACACGUUUUCUUAAAACAAGCACGUGAGAAAUAGUUCAUAAAUAUUAUUGUGUAAUCUCGUGUAACACAUGCGCUGUCUUUUGCAGCAACCCGAAGCGCGUAAAGGAGGAGAGUUUGGGAACGAUUCUUCCCUCUCACAUCUGUCACAUUUUAGGUGUCUGGACAAAGGAAAAUUGUUUCGUAGAGGUUCGAAGAUGUGUUCUCUUGUGUUUUAGCGUCAGGUAUGCCUGGAUGAUAUAAAGUGAGAAAACAUUUCUUAAUUUUAUUAGGAUAUGGAGCUCUUGGUACUGAUGCUAUGAUUACUUUGGGAUUCGGUUUAUCUUUACUGUGAUGUAGUAUUCUUAAAAUUAAGAUCUCUAGAGUUAAAGUGGUGUCUAAGCCCGAUAUUCUCCACUGCAUAGGAUCUAACAAACCUCAUCAGUGUCAGGUUAUUUCAAUGCAUUGUUGAACAGUCAUUUCAAAGGAUUUUGUCUACAUUUUCCACGUUUGAAUCUGCAAUUUUAAUUCUUCAUAUACCAGUAAUGAAGUGUUUGGGCCUUCUAUCGUGUAAAACACGCCAUUGGAUCCCUUUGAUAAGUCACAGACACAACGCUGUAUAGACAAUAUAAGAAUCACGUGCUGUAGCGACAAAAAUGCGAUACAUCCGUCGCUAAUUUUGCUGGACACCAGCUACGAAGGUCGUCUUGUUUUGUAGUGGAUACAGUUGGAAAAGUUGUGGUGACCUAGCGAAAUUAUAAGUGUUACAGGUAUGUCUACAACCGAAUCUAUGAGAAUAGUUGGAGUUGUAUACACUUUCUGUUUUACGAACAAUACGUUCCUGACGAGGUCGGUCUUUGAGGUUUAAUUGAACCAGAGUUUCAUGUAUAUGUUUUUUGAGUGACAGAGUGCUUUAACAGAGCUACUGUCUGAAAUGGAAUUGGGAGAUUUAAAACAUUUUCAUUAUUUGACUUUUAUGCCUAAACAUCACAAAAUUUGCUGUUGACCAAAGGUUUGGUGAAAAAAAAUCCUUCUUUGAGAAAUGUAUUGUUACAAUAUUGGGAAAAUAGCAGGAAAAAAAUGAUGUUCCACAUUCCAAAUGUGAUGAUCCAGCCAUUCAAUCUCUAUCUAGUACUAGCUACCCUUAUGAUGCCUAUAGAAAAUUCAUAACGUGAUAGUCCAUAAGCCGUCUUGGAUUUUGUAUUGAAAUUUAUCAUUGCAACAUUUGGAGAUGUUUUUUUGGAUCUUGUUUGUUCCAUAGCAUGUCAAAUCGCUUCCGUCCUUGCCGGUACAAAUGUACCAAUGUGAUUUAUGACGCUAAUUUCUUUUCUGAAAUCCACAUAUCUAUGUCGCUUACAUUUGUUAUUUGUAUUUUUUG